CCUUAAUCAUGUAUUAACAUCGUCAGCUAAACGGUCAACAUCAGACCUGCUCCAUACUAUGGACCCAGUAGUAAUCUGAGCCGAGCCUUCUCUGUCGAGGGACGAAAGAAGAUGGCUCUCACUUUCUCCCGUUCACUCAGCCACUCGCCAUCACUGCCGCAGUUACAGAGCUCGGCAUCAUCGAUUCCGCUUCGCAGACCGCUCAAAACGCGGACCAGUGCCGCCUCCACAAGACUCUUCGCCGUCCGAUGUUGCUCUAUUUCAGGUCCCGGCAAGAACGACCUCAGGACGUGCAGGAAUUGCAAGACCCAGUUCGACCCUUCCCUCAACCACCCUCGUGCUUGUCGCUUUCACACCGCCCACUUCGGAGGGGAAACAAGGAGGAAGUUUGAGAGUGUGUACAGUGGAGGCACCAUGGAUACUCCAAACUCAGGCAAAGUUUUUCAAUAUUGGCACUGCUGUGGAUCCGAAGAUCCCUUUGACCCUGGGUGCACCGCUGCUCCUCAUGCCUCAUAUGAUGACUAGUACAGCUCUUUCUUUUCUUUUGUUCAAUCGAUUGUUCAAUUGAUUCUUGUUGGAUAUGUGCAUAAAGCCAAAUCCUUUUGAUGGUAAAAUUAUUUGCCUGUCUUGGUUUGGCUGUAACUCUAAUACUGAUCGAUGUCAGAACGAUUAAUUCUUUGGUUCUCUCGGGACCCCUCCCUCAAUCAUUCGUUCUUGAGGAAAUUGCGUCAUAUUUUGUUUAGUGAGAGAAUAGUCAUUCAGCUCAAGCUGCCUUCUUGAUGCACAUUCUGCGGCAAAACAGGCAUAUAUUCAUUACUGAUUCAUGUCAAUUGCCUUUUCCUUCUUUGC
This is a messenger RNA of Rhodamnia argentea, 849 nucleotides long. RefSeq lists its product as uncharacterized. Bases 112 to 525 code for a protein of 137 amino acids. The transcript is spliced from 2 exons. The record is from RefSeq and is a predicted model, not a curated record. Lineage: Eukaryota; Viridiplantae; Streptophyta; Magnoliopsida; Myrtales; Myrtaceae.